AUGGCAUCUUCCGGCAACGCCGGACGCAGCACUGACUUGAACGUCUUCGGGGGCCAACUCCAGGUACCUACCGUGUGCAUUGGACAAUUCACCAUACCCCUCUCUGUAGACGGGGUCCCCACACUGAAUGUGCCUCAAGUCAUUGCACCGGUGAGCGCACCACUCCCUUUUGCAAUAGGUAUGACCUUCGCAAAGCCUUCUGGCAUUCCCCCGGUAACCGGACUGAAUCAACUCGAUGACCCGGUGCACUGCAUGCGGGCCAUGCAGGCCCAAAUGCAGCAGGUCCAACAACUUCAGUUGUACCAGCAGCAAGUCCUCCACCAUGUCUAUCAGCAGCAGUACCAGCAACAGUUCCCCCCGCUGCCGCAGAAUCAACAGCCUGUUCCACCUCAGCAUCCGGCUGCGCAACAAACCAAGCCUCGUCGCCGUAGUGAACGCCCUCCUCGCCGUGGAGAGACCUCCCAAGUUCAAAACCGUGGCAGGAGGGAGAGACAAAUUACUCCUCCCACCUUACAGCAAGUAGGUAGGUCGGGAGGCACCCAGCCCUCCAGGCCCCCUUCACCUCAACCUUCGCAGUUCGAAAUUCGACUCGCGGAGAACCGGUUUGGGGCUCUGGUCGCAGACUCUCGACAAGGCCCUUCAGUUCACAGUAGGUUCCGUCAGCAGUUCGAACAGUUGCCAGUGAGAAUAGUACCUGACAAUACUGAGGUUAGCAGCACUAACGCGGAGCCAGUAAAAAAGCAGCAAAGGCGACGCCGUAGAGCUCGUCGAGCAACAGUCUAG
This is a messenger RNA of Nelumbo nucifera (sacred lotus), 783 nucleotides long. NCBI's taxonomy places the organism in Eukaryota, Viridiplantae, Streptophyta, Magnoliopsida, Proteales, Nelumbonaceae. The record is from RefSeq and is a predicted model, not a curated record.